This is a messenger RNA of Ochotona curzoniae (black-lipped pika), 5377 nucleotides long. RefSeq names its product serine/threonine-protein kinase Sgk3. Bases 1186 to 2658 code for a protein of 490 amino acids. The transcript has 17 exons. Gene Ontology annotation, molecular function: protein serine/threonine kinase activity; phosphatidylinositol binding; ATP binding. The record is from RefSeq and is a predicted model, not a curated record. Lineage: Eukaryota; Metazoa; Chordata; Mammalia; Lagomorpha; Ochotonidae. Gene Ontology annotation, biological process: protein phosphorylation.
GUCAUAAUUCAUGUGCUUUGAAAGUUUUAAUAUGCUACCCAGUAUAGUUUUAUUGCCUAAAGAAUUUUGAAAGGAAAUAUUUGCUUUGGAAUAGAAUUUCCUAUAUCAUACUGAAUAAGCGUCAGUGUUUAACUUGAGUUCUCUUUGUCUUAAAAAUGCUUUCAUCAAGGGUGAGAUCAGAUAGAAUCACUCACAGAGAUAAUAAGAGCUGGGAACAGACUGAUGUUCUGUCCUCAUUACGUGAUAAGGACUGUGUGAGAAUCUGUUAAAUAAGUCAGUAUUUGUAGGGUUGGCUUUGUUAAGCAAUUAUAGCAUAUUAAUAUGUGUAAUAAUGGGAAUGAUCCAGGGAAGUGGGAGACACUGAUGACUUAGGAGACUGGGAAGACAUAACAUUGCAUUAGGAUCUACUGAGAGAAUGACUGACUGUAUUGGUCAUAUUUCCUAUUCCCUUGUUGAAAAAAGCUCUCAAUAAAUACACAAAAUGUAAAACAUAGAAUGCUAAACUAAAACAAACAAGGCAGUAAUGGAAGAUUAACUGGGGUAGGAGCACUUUAAUAAGGGUGAUUGUGAUGAUGUGUCAAAAAGAAAAAAACCACCAAAGUAUUUGGGCAAAGACCUGCAUGUGAAGACUUGAACAUUCCAGAUACUGGGUAGGGAAGGGGGCCUAGGCACAAGAGUCUGGGAAACUGACAUGGAAGAAGGUACUUGUGGUGGGAGGCAGAGGGUAGGUCCUGCGGGGAGUGUAGGUGGUCAGCAGUAAAUCAGUUUGGACUUUAUACAAAAGGCAGUGGGAAAGUCAUGGAAAGGGUUGAAACAGGGAGUGGAAUUACCAGGUUGGCAGUGAUGAAAAUGAUCACUCUUGCUGCUGUAGGAAGAAUUGGACGAAUACUGUAGAACAGAAACAGAAGCAGUAGGUUCUCAGGAGGGUCUGUGAGAUGCCUUGGUGAUUGUUGUCUUUGUGGUUUUAGGGUGUGUGUGUGUGUCUGCGCCUCCUCCAAAUUCCUGCUGCAGCCAUGUGCUGGGAUUGUGUGCUCUGAAUAAGAAAACCAGGAAAGCUGGAAGAACAGCAGGUUGCAUGAUGGAAGUUGAACAUAACCUUAAGAGGUUUUAUGUUUUGGAUUAGUUGUUUGUCCCCUGCUGAUUCUACGGACUCUAUUUUGGUAUUAAGUGCAAAGAGAUUAUACCAUGGACUACAAGGAAAGCUGCCCGAGUGUAAGCAUUCCUAGCUCGGAUGAACACAGAGAGAAGAAGAAGAGAUUUACUGUUUAUAAAGUUCUGGUCUCCGUGGGCAGGAGUGAGUGGUUUGUCUUCAGGAGAUAUGCUGAGUUUGAUAAACUUUACAACACUCUAAAAAAGCAAUUUCCUGCUAUGGCCCUGAAGAUUCCUGCCAAGAGAAUAUUUGGUGAUAAUUUUGAUCCAGAUUUUAUUAAACAAAGAAGAGCAGGACUGAAUGAAUUCAUUCAGAACUUAGUCAGGCAUCCAGAGCUUUACAAUCAUCCAGAUGUCAGAGCAUUCCUUCUAAUGGACAGUCCAAAGCAUCAGUCAGAUCCAUCUGAAGAUGAGGAUGAAAGAAGUACUCAGAAGCUACACUCUACCUCACCAAACAUCAACUUGGGACCAUCUGGAAAUCCUCAUGCUAAACCAACUGACUUUGAUUUUUUAAAAGUUAUUGGGAAAGGCAGCUUUGGCAAGGUUCUUCUUGCAAAACGUAAACUGGAUGGAAAAUUUUAUGCUGUCAAGGUAUUACAGAAAAAAAUAGUUCUCAACAGGAAAGAGCAAAAGCAUAUUAUGGCUGAACGUAAUGUGCUCUUAAAAAAUGUGAAGCAUCCAUUUUUGGUCGGAUUACAUUAUUCAUUUCAAACAACUGAAAAGCUUUAUUUUGUUCUGGAUUUUAUUAACGGAGGAGAGCUGUUUUUUCACUUACAAAGAGAACGAUCCUUUCCAGAACACAGAGCAAGGUUUUAUGCUGCUGAAAUUGCCAGUGCAUUGGGUUACUUGCACUCCAUUAAGAUAGUAUAUAGAGACUUGAAACCAGAAAAUAUUCUUUUGGAUUCAGUAGGACAUGUUGUCUUAACAGAUUUUGGGCUUUGUAAAGAAGGAAUUGCUAUUUCUGAUACCACCACAACAUUUUGUGGCACGCCAGAGUACCUUGCACCUGAAGUGAUCAGGAAGCAGCCAUACGACAACACCGUGGAUUGGUGGUGUCUUGGUGCCGUCCUGUAUGAAAUGCUGUAUGGAUUGCCUCCUUUUUAUUGCCGAGAUGUUGCUGAAAUGUAUGAUAAUAUUCUUCACAAGCCCCUAAGUUUGAGGCCAGGAGUGAGCCUCACGGCCUGGUCCAUUCUGGAAGAACUCCUCGAGAAAAAUAGGCAAAAUCGACUUGGUGCCAAAGAAGACUUUCUUGAAAUUCAGAACCAUCCUUUCUUUGAAUCACUCAGCUGGACUGACCUGGUACAAAAGAAAAUUCCACCACCAUUCAAUCCUAAUGUGGCUGGACCAGAUGAUAUCAGGAACUUUGAUACAGCAUUUACAGAAGAAACUGUUCCUUAUUCCGUGUGUGUGUCUUCCGACUAUUCUAUAGUGAACGCCAGCGUGUUGGAGGCCGAUGAUGCGUUUGUUGGUUUCUCUUAUGCACCUCCUUCAGAAGACUUGUUUUUGUGAACAGCUUGCCAUUCAGAAACCAUGAAGCAGUUACACAUCUACGGAUGGGACUGAAACUCCUUUUGUGUGCAUAUAUUCAAAUAUGUAUAAUGAGUGCCUCAUUUUUACCUGUAAUGUUGGUAACUAUGAAAAGUGUAUUUUCUGCUGUAUGCAAGAAAAUAGGGCAUUUCAAAGAGCUACAUUUAGAAUUAAAAUUUGUAUUCUUGUUUAUUAAGCUUAUUUUUGAACAAAAAUUUUAAAAAGUUUUAUUCUUAGCAUUAACCUAUUUUUAAAGACAACUUUUUUGCUAUUGACUGUUUUCUUCCCUGAGUUUACACUAACAUCUACCCAAGGUGGACUGCUUUUUAACAGUCUAUUUCAGUUCAGUUAACAUAUAUUAAUACCUUUAUAAUGCUAUGCUAUGAGAACUAUGCAAUGGUACAUGAUCAUCCAAAAGAAACCAUAUCUUUCCAUGCUAAAUCAUGGUUUGAAAUAACUGACUGUUGCCAGGAUUAAAAUGUAAAAGCAUAGUUAUCAUAUUGGCUGCUAGUUAACACUGAAUAACUGUUCAUUCCACAGAUCAUUUAACAGGCAACAAAACAAAAUCAAUCAUUUGCUUUGGAAAUACCAACUCAAAUUUAUGAAUUAUUUAUCCUCUAGAAGAAAAGAACAGUUUAAUGGUUAGAAAUUUUAGGUAUUUCCAAAGAUCUGAAAGAUAAUAAAACAAACUGCUGAUUUUUUUUUAGGUGGUGCCAAAAAUGAAUGUCUCUGUGUCAUGUAUUUAUAUUCAAAAUAUAUUCUAUUUAUGUUCUGUUUGAUCUUUUAAAUGUUUAGUAUGCUGUUAAGUAACUAAAUCUUGGUAUUUGCUUUUGCAAAGAGCUGUUUCAAAGCUGUCUUCCUAGUGAGUUAAGUAAAAACAAAAAAAAAAUGAUACUGAGCUUUCUAGAAUAUUUACCUAAUCUGGGUCAGUGUAAAUAAAUAAGGUUUUACUAUAAUGUAACAAAGGUUAAAAAUAAUUCCAGUGCAUAUUCAACAUCUUAUGUAUUUUAGACCGAGUGUAGGAAACUGACCUUAAAAUCAUAAUGUGCCAGCUAAAUUAUACACUUAUAAUAGUAAAGAAAAACUAAGAGAAAAUAACUACAGAAAAACUAAAACUGCUCAGCUUGGAAUUCCAAGUCAUAGAGGAAAAGAUUUUGAAGUCCUGUAGGAAGCAUUGUUAUAAAAGAGUUGAGUGACCCAGUUUAAAUGUUGCAGCAAUCAUUCAUUCAUUCCAGGCCUUCUCCUAAGAAAUCACCAAAGCAUUUUUCACCAAUACCUUUUGGCUCUAAAAUGCUCAGCAAAAUUAAGGGGAGGGGAAGUUGAUCAUAUUUACAUUCAGUACACUGAAUCUUGCUUAAGAGGUAAGACUUUAAUAUCUACACUAUAAAUAUUUGGUUUGUUUGACACUACUGUAAGUUUUGCUUUUACAUAAAAUUCUUUGGUUGUAAAGCAAAAAUAAAAUUUCUAUCUUUUUUUUUUUACUUACCCACUCCAUUAUUGAACUGCCAAAAAUUAAAGUGCAAUAUUGUAUAUUUUUUAAGAACUAAACAGGAUUUUGAUGUUUUAGGAUCACAAGAAUAAAGUCAUAUACAGUAUAAUAAAAUUAGAAAAGAUGAAUGAUCAUUUAACGCCUGCCAUUAUUUGAAGUUAAACUUGCUGGUAUUGACAUAAUGAUUACAAAAUGAUUACAAAAUUACAAAACUACUUACGUGUUUGAGGAAAUAAAGUAUGAUUUACAUGUAAAUUACCAGAUUAUCAUAAGAUGAUAUGUAUAAUUUAGGAAACAAGAAUUCUUCUAAAUUUCAAGUUUAUAUUUUCUUGUCAAGUCUUUUAGUAAAAUGUAGACCAUUUGAAGAGUUGAACAUUUCAUAGCUGUUAGUAAAAUAUACAGAAGGGUCUAAAGGAAGGCUUUUUGAUAGCCUUUAAUAUGCCCUUAUUGUAUAUAAUACAGUGUGGACAUCCUAACCUUUAGUACAUCAUGGUACUCAGAUUUGUUUCACUGACAUUGUGGGUGUCAAAUUAUGUAGAGGCCCUAUCUACAAAUUUUAAUAUGCCAAACCACUUUUUUGAAUUAAAAAAAAAUUAACAGUGAGAGCUACAUUUGUAUCAUUGCAUUAGUGACUAUAAAAAGUUGCUAUGUACAGCUAGUAUAGAGUUAGCCACUCUGGCCUUGCUUGGUGGAAGAGGCAAGUAGCUCUGUGAGGAGUCUCCUCCAAAAGCCCUAGAUGCCUUCACCUCCCAAGUGCUCUGCCUCAGAAAUGUCAAGCUGCGGAGCAGGUUACAACCUAAGAAUUCUGUGGGGACACAUUAAUUCAGACUAUAGUAAUGCAAAAUCUGAAGAGUACACAGCUGAGUUAUAGGUGGCUUCAAUACUUUAAAAUGGUAUGCCAAGCUUUUUGUGUAAAUAUGGUUGGGUGGGGGGAGGGAGCAGGGAGUUCUAUAUAGCUACAUGAAAAGAAUUCACAGAUGAAAUGUUGCAGCUUGGAGUCAUGGCUGUGGAGCUACCACCUGCAAUGCCAGCAUCUGAUACGAAUUCUGGUUAGAGUCCUGACUGCUCCAUCUCCAGUCCAGCUUCCUGCUUAUCUUUCUGAGAGAAACAGUAGAAGGUGGCCCAAAUACUUGGAACUCUGCAACUCACAAGGGAAACUCAGGGAAGUAUUUACUCAACCAGUGUAUGAACAUUUUAUUUUCCUUUCCCUGC